Iphiclides podalirius (scarce swallowtail) is the source of this 5868-nucleotide messenger RNA. Lineage: Eukaryota; Metazoa; Arthropoda; Insecta; Lepidoptera; Papilionidae. The record is from the annotation of a GenBank genome assembly.
AUGGGGCAGCGCUUCGUCAGCUGCAAGUGCUGCAGCUUCAGGUCCAGCCGCUGGUGCAGCUUCAGGUCCAGGUGGAAAUGGCAUAGUACAGGAGGUGGAGAUCAAAUUUACGGAAACGGCUACGGCAGCAAUGGAUUGGGAGGACUAGGUAGCGGUGCCAAUGGAGCAGCAGCAUCAGCAGCCGCUGGUGCAGCUUCAGGUCCAGGUGGAAACGGCUAUGGCAGCAAUGGAUUGGGAGGACUAGGUAGCGGAGCCAAUGGAGCAGCCGCUUCAUCAGCAGCCGCUGCAGUGCAGCUUCAGGUCCAGGUGGACAAACGGCUACGGCAGCAAUGGAUUGGGAGGACUAGCAAUGGAUUGGGAGGACUAGGUAGCGGAGCCAAUGGAGCAGCCGCUUCAUCAGCAGCCGCAGGUGCAGCUUCAGGUCCAGGUGGAAACGGCUACGGCAGCAAUGGAUUGGGAGGACUAGGUAGCGGAGCCAAUGGAGCAGCAGCAUCAGCAGCCGCUGGUGCAGCUUCAGGUCCAGGUGGAAACGGCUAUGGCAGCAAUGGAUUGGGAGGACUAGGUAGCGGAGCCAAUGGAGCAGCCGCUUCAUCAGCAGCCGCUGGUGCAGCUUCAGGUCCAGGUGGAAACGGCUAUGGCAGCAAUGGAUUGGGAGGACUAGGUCCAGGUGGAAACGGCUAUGGCAGCAAUGGAUUGGGCGGACUAGGUAGCGGAGCCAAUGGAGCAGCCGCUUCAUCAGCAGCCGCUGGUGCAGCUUCAGGUCCAGGUGGAAACGGCUACGGCAGCAAUGGAUUGGGAGGACUAGGUAGCGGUGCCAAUGGGGCAGCCGCUUCAUCAGCAGCCGCUGGUGCAGCUUCAGGUCCAGGUGGAAAUGGCAUAGUACGAGAGAUCACAAUUUACGGACAAGCAUCAGCAGCCGCAGCCGGAGCUUCAGGAGCAAGCGGAAACGGCUACGGCAGCAAUGGAUUGGGAGGACUAGGUAACGGUGCCAAUGGGGCAGCCGCUUCGUCAGCAGCCGCUGGUGCAGCUUCAGGUCCAGGUGGAAACGGCUACGGCAGCAAUGGAUUGGGAGGACUAGGUAGCGGAGCCAAUGGAGCAGCCGCUUCAUCAGCAGCCGCAGGUGCAGCUUCAGGUCCAGGUGGAAACGGCAUAGUACGAGAGAUCACAAUUUACGGGCAAGGUGGAAGCGGCUACGGCAGCAAUGGAUUGGGAGGACUAGGUAGCGGUGCCAAUGGAGCAGCAGCAUCAGCAGCCGCUGGUGCAGCUUCAGGUCCAGGUGGAAACGGCUAUGGCAGCAAUGGAUUGGGAGGACUAGGUAGCGGAGCCAAUGGAGCAGCAGCUUCAUCAGCAGCCGCUGGUGCAGCUUCAGGUCCAGGUGGAAACGGCUAUGGCAGCAAUGGAUUGGGAGGACUAGGUGGAAGCGGCUACGGCAGCAAUGGAUUAGGAGGACAAGGUAGCGGUGCAAAUGCAGCAGCAUCAGCAGCCGCAGCCGGAGCUUCAGGAGCAAGCGGAAACGGCUACGGCAGCAAUGGAUUGGGAGGACUAGGUAACGGUGCCAAUGGGGCAGCCGCUUCGUCAGCAGCCGCUGGUGCAGCUUCAGGUCCAGGUGGAAACGGCUAUGGCAGCAAUGGAUUGGGAGGACUAGGUAGCGGAGCCAAUGGAGCAGCAGCAUCAGCAGCCGCUAGCGGUACUGCAGGACCGGCCUUCAAUUUAAAUAUAUACGACUCCGGAUCAUUAGCGUCAUCUGUAUCUACAGCCUAUUCCAAUGGCAUCUCUGGCUUUGGACCUGGCUCAUACGGGCCUCUGGCACCUUACGGAUCCAGCGCUAGUGCUGCAAGUGCUGCAGCUUCAGGUCCAGGUGGAAACGGCUACGGCAGCAAUGGAUUGGGAGGACUAGGUAGCGGUGCCAAUGGAGCAGCCGCUUCAUCAGCAGCCGCUGGUGCAGCUUCAGCCGCUGGUGCAGCUUCAGGUCCAGGUGGAAACGGCUACGGCAGCAAUGGAUUGGGAGGACUAGGUAGCGGUGCCAAUGGGGCAGCCGCUUCAUCAGCAGCCGCUGGUGCAGCUUCAGGUCCAGGUGGAAAUGGCAUAGUACGAGAGAUCACAAUUUACGGACAAGGUGGAAGCGGCUACGGCAGCAAUGGAUUGGGAGGACUAGGUAGCGGUGCCAAUGGAGCAGCAGCAUCAGCAGCCGCAGCCGGAGCUUCAGGAGCAAGCGGAAACGGCUACGGCAGCAAUGGAUUGGGAGGACUAGGUAACGGUGCCAAUGGGGCAGCCGCUUCGUCAGCAGCCGCUGGUGCAGCUUCAGGUCCAGGUGGAAACGGCUACGGCAGCAAUGGAUUGGGAGGACUAGCCGCUUCAUCAGCAGCUGCUGCGUCUGCGUCAGGUUCAGGUGGAAAUGGCUACGGCACCAAUGGAUUGGGAGGACUAGGUAACGGUGCCAAUGGAGCAGCCACAUCAGCAGCCGCAGCUGGAGCUUCAGGUGCAAGCGUAAAUGGCUACAACACCAAUGGAUUGGGAGGACUAGGUAGCGGAGCCAAUGCAGCAGCAUCAGCAGCCGCAGCCGGAGCUUCAGGUCCAGGUGGAAACGGCUACGGCAGCAAUGGAUUGGGAGGACUAGGUAGCGGUGCCAAUGGGGCAGCCGCUUCAUCAGCAGCCGCUGGUGCAGCUUCAGGUCCAGGUGGAAAUGGCAUAGUACGAGAGAUCACAAUUUACGGACAAGGUGGAAGCGGCUACGGCAGCAAUGGAUUAGGAGGACAAGGUAGCGGUGCAAAUGCAGCAGCAUCAGCAGCCGCAGCCGGAGCUUCAGGUGCAAGCGGAAACGGUUAUGGCAGCAAUGGAUUGGGAGGACUAGGUAACGGUGCCAAUGGGGCAGCCGCAUCAGCAGCCGCUGGUGCAGGUUCAGGACCAGGUGGAAAUGGCAUAGUACGAGCUUCAGGUCCAGGUGGAAACGGCUACGGCAGCAAUGGAUUGGGAGGACUAGGUAGCGGUGCCAAUGGAGCAGCAGCAUCAGCAGCCGCUGGUGCAGCUUCAGGUCCAGGUGGAAACGGCUAUGGCAGCAAUGGAUUGGGAGGACUAGGUAGCGGAGCCAAUGGGGCAGCCGCAUCAGCAGCCGCUGGCUCAGCUUCAGGACCAGGUGGAAAUGGCAUAGUACGAGAGAUCACAAUUUACGGGCCAGGUGGAAACGGCUACGGCAGCAAUGGAUUGGGAGGACUAGGUAGCGGUGCCAAUGGAGCAGCAGCAUCAUCAGCAGCCGCUGGUGCAGCUUCAGGACCAGGCGGAAACGGCUAUGGCAGCAAUGGAUUGGGAGGACUAGGUAACGGAGCCAAUGGAGCAGCCGCUUCAUCAGCAGCCGCUGGUGCAGCUUCAGGAGCAAGCGGAAACGGCUACGGCAGCAAUGGAUUGGGAGGACUAGGUAACGGUGCCAAUGGGGCAGCCGCUUCGUCAGGAGCCGCUGGUGCAGCUUCAGGUCCAGGUGGAAACGGCUACGGCAGCAAUGGAUUGGGAGGACUAGGUAGCGGAACCAAUGGAGCGGCAGCAUCAGCAGCCGCUAGCGGUACUGCAGGACCGGCCUUCAAUUUAAAUAUAUACGACUCCGGAUCAUUAGCGUCAUCUGUAUCUACAGCCUAUUCCAAUGGCAUCUCUGGCUUUGGACCAGGUGGCUCAUACGGGCCUCUGGCACCUUACGGAUCCAGCGCUAGUGCUGCAAGUGCUGCAGCUUCAGGUCCAGGUGGAAAUGGCUACGGCAGCAAUGGAUUGGGAGGACUAGGUAGCGGAGCCAAUGGAGCAGCAGCAUCAUCAGCAGCCGCUGGUGCAGCUUCAGGUCCAGGUGGAAACGGCUAUGGCAGCAAUGGAUUGGGAGGACUAGGUAACGGUGCCAAUGGGGCAGCCGCAUCAGCAGCCGCUGGCGCAGCUGGGUGCAGCUUCAGGGACCACGGCAGUGGAUUAGGACAGCAUAGUGCGAAGAGAGCAUCACAAUUUACGGGCCAGGUGGGAAACGGCUACGGCAGCAAUGGAUUGGGAGGACUAGGUAGCGGUGCCAAUGGAGCAGCAGCAUCAUCAGCAGCCAGUGGCGCAGCUUCAGGAGCAAGCGGAAACGGCUACGGCAGCAAUGGAUUGGGAGGACUAGCAGCAUCAUCAGCAGCCAGUGGCGCAGCUUCAGGAGCAAGCGGAAACGGCUAUGGCAGCAAUGGAUUGGGAGGACUAGGUAGCGGAGCCAAUGGAGCAGCAGCAUCAUCAGCAGCCAGUGGCGCAGCUUCAGGAGCAAGCGGAAACGGCUAUGGCAGCAAUGGAUUGGGAGGACUAGCCGCUUCGUCAGCAGCCGCUGGUGCAGCUUCAGGUCCAGGUGGAAACGGCUACGGCAGCAAUGGAUUGGGAGGACUAGCCUAUUCCAAUGGCAUCUCUGGCUUUGGACCUGGCUCAUACGGGCCUCUGGCACCUUACGGAUCCAGCGCUAGUGCUGCAAGUGCUGCAGCUUCAGGUCCAGGUGGAAAUGGCUAUGGCAGCAAUGGAUUGGGAGGACUAGGUAGCGGAGCCAAUGGAGCAGCAGCAUCAGCAGCCGCUGGUGCAGCUUCAGGUCCAGGUGGAAACGGCUAUGGCAGCAAUGGAUUGGGAGGACUAGGUAACGGUGCCAAUGGGGCAGCCGCAUCAGCAGCCGCUGGUGCAGCUUCAGGACCAGGUGGAAAUGGCAUAGUACGAGAGAUCACAAUAUACGGGCCAGGUGGUAACGGCUACGGCAGCAAUGGAUUGGGAGGACUAGGUAGCGGUGCAAAUGGAGGAGCAGCAGCAUCAUCAGCAGCCAGUGGCGCAGCUUCAGGAGCAAGCGGAAACGGCUAUGGCAGCAAUGGAUUGGGAGGACUAGGUAGCGGAGCCAAUGGAGCAGCCGCUUCAUCAGCAGCCGCUGGUGCAGCUUCAGGAGCAAGCGGAAACGGCUACGGCAGCAAUGGAUUGGGAGGACUAGGUAGCGGUGCCAAUGGGGCAGCCGCUUCGUCAGCAGCCGCUGGUGCAGCUUCAGGUCCAGGUGGAAACGGCAUAGUACGAGAGAUCACAAUUUACGGGCAAGGUGGAAGCGGCUACGGCAGCAAUGGAGUAGGAGGACUAGGUAACGGUGCAAAUGGAGCAGCAGCAUCAGCAGCCGCUGGUGCAGCUUCAGGUCCAGGUGGAAACGGCUAUGGCAGCAAUGGAUUGGGAGGACUAGGUAGCGGAGCCAAUGGAGCAGCAGCAUCAUCAGCAGCCGCUGGUGCAGCUUCAGGACCAGGUGGAAAUGGCAUAGUACGAGAGAUCACAAUAUACGGGCCAGGUGGUAACGGCUACGGCAGCAAUGGAUUGGGAGGACUAGGUAGCGGUGCCAAUGGAGCAGCAGCAUCAUCAGCAGCCAGUGGCGCAGCUUCAGGACCAGGUGGAAACGGCUAUGGCAGCAAUGGAUUGGGAGGACUAGGUAAUGGUGCCAAUGGGGCAGCCGCUUCAUCAGCAGCCGCUGGUGCAGCUUCAGGUCCAGGUGGAAACGGCUAUGGCAGCAAUGGAUUGGGAGGACUAGGUAAUGGUGCCAAUGGGGCAGCCGCUUCGUCAGCAGCCGCUGGUGCAGCUUCAGGACCAGGUGGAAACGGCAUAGUACGAGAGAUCACAAUUUACGGGCCAGGUGGAAACGGCUACGGUAGCAAUGGAUUAGGAGGACAAAGUAGCGGUGCCAAUGCAGCAGCAUCAGCAGCCGCAGCCGGAGCUUCAGGUCCAGGUGGAAACGGCUAUGGCAGCAAUGGAUUGGGAGGACUAGGUAGCGGAGCCAAUGGAGCAGAGCAGCCGCUUCAUCAGCAGCCGCUGGUGCAGCUUCAGGAGCAAGCGGAAACGGCUACGGCAGCAAUGGAUUGGGAGGAC